This is a messenger RNA of Microdochium trichocladiopsis, 853 nucleotides long. RefSeq lists its product as uncharacterized. The coding region runs from base 150 to 608 and encodes 152 amino acids. NCBI's taxonomy places the organism in Eukaryota, Fungi, Ascomycota, Sordariomycetes, Xylariales, Microdochiaceae. The transcript has a single exon. The record is from RefSeq and is a predicted model, not a curated record.
AAAACGACAAAGCCCCAUUGUUCGCCAAGACCCGUGGCGGGCACACCGUUCACGAAGAGAUCCAGCAAGCGAGUCACCGGUGGCUGGCAUGGCUGGGCACACCAGAAAAGCAAAACGAGCAAGGACCAUUUCAGUCAGGCUGAAGCAGAAUGGACGACGAUCGCCAGACCACGGCCCCGUAUGCACGCACUAUAAUACCGGCGGGUUCUAUUGCGGUGUAUGAAACAGAUGGAAGAAGAAACGAGGAGCCACUUCAAGAAGUCUGCCUCGAGAUUGUGCAUGUCUUGCGUGUACGCUCGCAAACCUCGUCAGAACAGGACCGGGGACACUGGCAUUGCGCUUGUGCCCGUGUCUCGGUUUCUUUGUCUUGCUUUCCUCUGACCACUCGCAACCUCACUGGCCUGCCUGUUUCGAGAUGCAUUGCCUUCAUCCGCACGAACACUUGCCGAAGCUUGCUCACUCCUGUAACCAGGGGGAACUGUUUCCCGUCGUGUUUCUUCCUUUGGGGAUGCAGCAGGUGGAUGAAGACGCAUGACCGUGCGCAGCCAGCAGCCCUAAGAGCCUCUCGCCUAAUGCUCUGUACCCUCCACGCAUCUGCCGGCAGAUGACGGAACGCCGUUAUGAUGGCAGCACGGCAACAAGCCUCGCGAUCAAACCCGCCAUCUUUCGCGUGGGUUGCUGCUGGGAUUAAACGUGGCCCCGGACGCAGGGGCCUCGGCGGAGUCGAGGCUUCGGGUUUCAGAAACGCCAAAACGGGUCUCCAGGCCCGUGUGGGCUGCCUUCAGCGAGUCAAGGACCGGGGACCAGUUGUCAGUUGGGGGUCCGCCCCAUGCAGCUCGACUCGGUGCAAGAG